AUGACGGAAAAAACGAAGAUAGAUUACACUCAUCCUUUGUUUCUACAGCCGUCCGAUACUCUUGGAUUGGUGUUGAUUCCAAUUCAACUCAUAGGAUCUGAAAACUAUGGAUUAUGGAGUAGAUCUAUGCGCCUUGCUUUGAAGGCAAAGUGCAAAUUAGGUUUCAUUACUGGAACAUGUCUCAAGGCUUCAUUUCCAGAUGAAUUGCAUGAAGAAUGGGAGACAUGCAAUGCUAUAGUGCAUUCAUGGAUUAUGAACUCAGUAUCGAAGGAUCUACUAAGUGGUAUAAUCUAUGCCUCUGACGCACAUGCAGUGUGGGAGGAUCUUCAGGAACGCUUUGACAAAGUAAAUCGAGUGAGAAUUUUCCAAUUGCACAGAGGAAUCUCUAGGUUGACACAGGGAUCUGAUUCUGUUGCUGUAUAUUUCACAAAAUUAAAGGAACUAUGGGCUGAAUAUGAUGUGCUUGUACCUUCUCCAAAUUGUGGUUGUAAGAAAUCGAAGGAAUAUGUUGUGCAACUGCACCAACAGAGAUUGAUGCAGUUUUUGGAUGGAUUGAAUGACACAUAUGAUCAAGCUCGAAGGAAAAUUUUGAUGAAGAUGACUGAACCAACACUAAAUCAGGUAUAUGCCAUGAUCACACAGGAUGAGAGCCAACAGUCUGUGGGAGGCAGUGCUAUGGCAGAGAAGGUAGAUCCUAUGGCAAUGCAAGUUGGGAGAGGUCAAGGUUUUCGAGGGAAGAAACAGUUCCUACAGUGUGAGCAUUGUCAUAUGAAAGGCCACACUAAGGAGAACUACUUCAAAAUAAUUGGAUAUCCUGAGGAUUUCAGAGGAAAGAAGAGUUAUCAAUCUAAGGAGUAUAGGCCCAAGGGACAUUAUGUUGCAGCCAACAAUGUGGAGUUAUCAGGAUCUUCAAACUCACAAGGAACAACACUGCAGAAAGGAGACUAUUUCUUUACUGAGGCACAGUACCAGCAGAUACUUCACCUGCUUAAUAGAGAUGUUGCAGCUUCAGAUACACAGACACAAGCAAACAUGGCAGGUAACAUUGUAUCUCUUACUGCAAAAGUGUGUAAUGAUAAUUGGAUAGUGAAUUCAGGGGCCACACAUCACAUAACAUCAUCAUUAGAUCUACUUCAAGAUGUCAAGAACAUAGAUAAUCACAAAAGAGAAAAGGCGAGACUACCAAAUGGGGAUAGUACUGAUGUUACACAUGUUGGUAGUACACAAAUUUCUGCAGAAACUAAACUGGACAAUGUGUUGUAUGUCCUAGAUUUUAAGUUCAACUUAAUGUCAAUCUCAAAGUUGACUAUGGACUUACAGUGUGGUGCUCUAUUCCUGCCCAAAAUAUGUGUAUUUCAAGAUCUUUACACUGGCAGGGUGAAGGGGAUUGGUAAGGAGACUGGUGAUCUUUAUCUGAUAAGAGGAAGGAGAACAACACAGAUAGCUGCUCAUAUCAAUUCAAUGGAGAGAAAUAAAGACAAAGAUACUGGAGAACUCUGGCACAAACGAUUAGGACAUCCUUCAUUACCAGUAAUGCACCAUAUUUCUUUUCUGCAUAAUAAGAUAGACAAUGUUAUACACAACAAGUGUUCUGUUUGUCCAUUAGCCAAGCAGCAUUAG
Molecule: messenger RNA, 1620 nt
Organism: Nicotiana attenuata
Lineage: Eukaryota; Viridiplantae; Streptophyta; Magnoliopsida; Solanales; Solanaceae
Exons: 1
Coding region: 1-1620 (539 amino acids)
Source: RefSeq, a predicted model, not a curated record